GAACUCGUGAUUCAUUGUUUAUUGGAAAGAGAGAAAGACUUCCACCGUCCACGCUCUCUAUUUCUCUGCAACUCGAUUUUUUUCUUGUUUAUACUUUCAUGGCGACUUUAAAAAAUCUAACAAAAUCGUUUAAACAAUUCAGAAAUUUCUCAUCAACAACAACAACAAUAAAUAAGUCUGUGAUUAAAGAAGGCUAUAAACAGCAAUCUCUUGAUCAUAAUCUUCAACGAUUUAAUCGAGGAGGAGAUGGAGAUAGUAAUCCGAAGGAUAGAAAUGUUCAUUGGGUAUUCUUAGGUUGUCCUGGUGUUGGUAAAGGUACUUAUGCUGGUCGUUUAUCAAAUCUACUCGAUGUUCCUCAUAUAGCUACUGGUGAUCUUGUUAGGGAAGAGCUUUCUUCUUCUGGUCCUCUUUCUAAACAGCUUUCAGAGAUCGUAAACCAAGGGAAAUUGUUAUCUGAUGACAUUAUUUUUCGCCUGUUAUCUAAACGACUUGAAACUGGAGAAGGUAAUGGUGAAUCAGGAUUCAUUCUCGAUGGUUUCCCACGAACCGUUAGACAAGCGGAAAUACUCGAGGGUGUAACAGACAUUGACUUGGUGAUUAACUUGAAACUUCGAGAAGAUGUCAUACUCUCGAAAUGCCUUGGAAGAAGAAAAUGCAACCAAUGUGGUGGGAACUACAAUCUUGCCACUAUUGAUAUCAAAGCGGAAAACGGAAGCCCUGGGAUGUACAUGGCUCCUCUUCUCCCACCAGCAGGUUGUGAGUCAAAGCUCAUAACUCGAUCUGAUGAUACAGAAGAAGUUGUGAAAGAGCGACUCCGUAUAUAUAAUGAAAUGAGCCAGCCUGUGGAGGAGUUCUACCGCAGUAGAGGGAAGUUAUUAGAGUUCCAAUUACCAGGAGGAAUCCCAGAAUCCUGGCCUAAGCUAUUGCACGCACUGAAUCUUGAGGAUCAUGAUGAUAAGCAAUCUGCAGCUGCAUAAUGUAGCAUAUACUGUAUUUAGGGAAUUUAUUUCAAGGUGAGUCAUGUUUGAGAUGGAAAUUGUUUUUAAUUUCAAACAAAAGUUUGAAUUAAACUACCCACUUAAUUUGGGAGGGUGAUGAUAGUCAGUAUGUGGAGAUGUUGAUCAUAAAAUGGAAGGGUGGUCUAUUAUUGUUUGGAGCAACAAUGGUAAUGCCCUGUUAUUCAAGCUCAGAAUGACGUGAAUAAGAUCUCGUCUGAGACUGAACUCUUUAUUAAUACAAGCAUCAUGCCAAAAUUUGAGUCUAUGAUUGGACAUCCUUGACAGAUGCGGACUUGGGUAUCGGUUUGAUAUGGUGUGCUACUCGACAGGUGUGGUCUGGUUCCUGAUGCUACAGCUGGAGAAGCUUCUGCCCUUCCUUUCACUUCUAGGCGAACCUGAAGUUCUCUUUAUUUAGUGAUUGUGUUGAAUAAGUUCAUCUAACUGAAGUACAUAGAGAUGCUAUGAAAGUGUAGCCUCUAAAACGAGCAUACAUUGAAAAAACUUAAAAUAAAAAUAUAGUAAAAUUGUUUUAACUCUUUA
Papaver somniferum (opium poppy) is the source of this 1538-nucleotide messenger RNA. Its product is annotated as adenylate kinase 1, chloroplastic-like. NCBI's taxonomy places the organism in Eukaryota, Viridiplantae, Streptophyta, Magnoliopsida, Ranunculales, Papaveraceae. The record is from RefSeq and is a predicted model, not a curated record. Gene Ontology annotation, cellular component: cytoplasm; mitochondrion. The transcript is spliced from 4 exons. Gene Ontology annotation, molecular function: ATP binding; AMP kinase activity. Bases 99 to 977 code for a protein of 292 amino acids. Gene Ontology annotation, biological process: nucleobase-containing compound metabolic process.